Molecule: messenger RNA, 795 nt
Organism: Scleropages formosus (Asian bonytongue)
Lineage: Eukaryota; Metazoa; Chordata; Actinopteri; Osteoglossiformes; Osteoglossidae
Product: gamma-crystallin M2-like
Exons: 3
Coding region: 249-785 (178 amino acids)
Biological process (GO): lens development in camera-type eye; visual perception
Molecular function (GO): structural constituent of eye lens
Source: RefSeq, a predicted model, not a curated record
UUUCUCGCCGUGAACAAAGAAAACAUUGUGAGCAAACAGUGUACACAUGUUUCUUUUUCAAAACUGAACACUAAGUCGAAUGAUAACCUUUUCCAUUCCACAUGUCCCUUCCAAUGAGGUACUGUGCCAUACUGCUGGUUCAGGAGUUUUCACAAAAAAGACAACUAAUUCUAUGGAGCAGUUCAGGUAUAAAAGUGAUAGUGUGGCAUGUGUAAAAGCAGGCAGUGUGAGCACGGACAACCACCAUCAUGACUAUGGGCAGGAUCACCUUCUACGAGGAGAGGAACUUUGGCGGUCGCUCCUAUGACUGCAGCAGCGACUGUUCUGACCUCACCUCCUACAUGAGCCGUUGUUACUCGUGCAGAGUGCACAGUGGCUGCUUCAUGGUCUACGAUCACGCCGGUUACAUGGGGAACCAGUAUUUUUUGAGACGGGGCGACUACCCUGACUGCAUGAGCGUGGGAAUGAGCGGCUACUUCAGAUCCUGCCGAAUGAUCCCCAUGUACAGCGGAUCCUACAGAAUGAGGAUCUACGAGAGGAACAACUUUGGAGGUCAAAUGUAUGAGAUGAUGGAUGACUGCGACAACAUCAUGGAUCGUUACCGCAUGUCCAACUGCAUGUCCUGCAACGUGAUGGAUGGCCACUGGCUCAUGUAUGAGCAGCCCCACUAUAGAGGAAGGAUGAUGUACUUCAGACCUGGGGAGUACAGGAGCUUCAGUAACAUGGGAUGGGGAAGUGGCAUGAGGUUCAUGUCCAUGAGACGUAUUAUGGAUUCUUGGUAUUAAAAUGAACAAA